AUGUUAAAACCAUAUACAGGCUUCCCUGGUGGCUCAGAUGGUCAAGAAUCCGCCUGCAAAGUGGGAGACCUGGCUUACAUUGCUGGGUCGGGAAGACCCCCUGGAGGAAGGCAUGGCAACCCACUCCAGUAUUCUUGCCUGGAGAAUCCCAUGGACAGAGCAGCCUGGUGGGCUACAGUCCAUGGGGGUCACAAAGAGUUGGACAUGACUGAGCGAUUAAGCACAGUACAAUAUACUUUACAUUAUGACCCAGCAUAUACACAUACACACAUAUAUAAAACAAGUUUUACAAAACAACACUUACCUGUACAAUUCAACUGGAUGUUGUCAGUUCUGUUUUGUUCUAUUCCACUCAACUUUAUUUUCUAUUCCACUCAACUUUAUUAUAUAAGUUGCUCCUUUAUAACCCUGUAA
This is a messenger RNA of Rangifer tarandus platyrhynchus (Svalbard reindeer), 414 nucleotides long. NCBI's taxonomy places the organism in Eukaryota, Metazoa, Chordata, Mammalia, Artiodactyla, Cervidae. The record is from the annotation of a GenBank genome assembly.